UCCUUCCCUCCCUCCUUCCCUACGCGCAGGCUAAAUGUCCAGUUUUCCGAGAGGCGCUCGAACGCACCGCGUGUCCAGGCUGUGUGGCUAAACUGAUGGGGAACUGGUUCCAGUUCGCGUCGCCCACCAGCUCACUGGGAUCCCCGAACCAGCCGGGUUGUGUCGUUUCGGGUUCGUUAACAGAGCGGAGAUCGCUGGACCUGAAGCCGGCCAUCAUCGAGGCUCUACCGGGUGUCUGACAGUGUGUGGGACUGCAGGCUGGACUUCAUGACGUUACUGACUGAGGCUGCAAAUAGAAUCUGUCGAGGUUGCGUUCUGUCUUUUUGCCUGGAUGACUUGUUGACUGCCAGGCUGGAUCACCUUCAGGCUAAACUGUUUGAGACCGACUGUUUAUUUUUGUCUGUCUGGAUGACUGUCUGCCUGUGAAGACCAGAGUCCCCCUUCCUGCAGUUCAUCUGAUCCCUGCAUCUCCAUGUUGAGCCUCCAUUAUAAUACAUGAUGAGUCUAUGAUGCCAGAAAGAAGCUGCUAUGGCCAGCAGCAGUCAGAGCUCCACUGAACCUCUGGAGGGCUUCCAUGAGGUCAACCUCGCCUCCCCCACUACACCUGACCGACAAAACCAAUUGGAGCAGCGACCCCACACUCGGCACAGCGCUCCCCCAAGCUCUCUGUACCGCACCCCCUCCCUAGGAGCCACGCCUCCGGGACCUCCCACCACCCUGAGAGCUGACCAGCUCCCAACCCAGCCGGUGUACUCCACCCCCAGACAAAGCCUCAAUGGAAGCGUCCCAGGCCUGGAGGCGGAUUUAACGGUGGGGGAAGAAGGGGAGGAGUUUAUCAGUUUGAGUGACAGCCUUUCACGACUACGGAGUCCCUCAGUGAUGGAGGUCAGAGAGAAAGGAUGUGAGAGGCUGAAAGAAGAGCUGGCCAAGGCCCAGCGGGAACUGCUGUUGAAAGAUGAGGAGUGUGAGAGGUUGUCUAAAGUCAGAGACCAGCUUGGACAGGAGCUGGAGGAACUCACAGCCAGUCUCUUCCAGGAGGCUCAUAAGAUGGUCAGAGACGCCAACGUCAAACAGGCUACAGCUGAGAAACAACUGAAGGAAGCCCUGGGCAAGAUUGAUGUCCUGCAGGCGGAGGUGUUGGCUCUGAAGACGCUGGUCCUCUCCUCUCCCACCUCCCCAGUGGCAGAUCUCCCCUCCGCAGGAGUCAAGACUCCCUUCAGGAAAGGCCACGGAAGGAACAAGAGCACAUCCUCUGCCAUGCUGGGGAGUCAGCCUGAGCCCUCUGCUGCACAGCUCAUAGUACGGGACUGUAGAGAGGUGGACGGUCAGCUCUUCAGUGAGUUCAAAGCAUGGAAGGAGGACCCCAUGCUGGACAGAGGCUCUUCUUUCAUGAGCAGAGUCUACAGAGAGGACAUCUAUCCCUGUCUAAACUUCAACAAGACAGAGUUGGGCUCGGCCAUCUUGGAGGCAGUUGAGCAGAACACUCUGAGUGUAGAACCAGUGGGAUUCCAGCCCCUACCUGUAGUCAAGGCCUCGGCAAUGGAGUGUGGGGGACCAAAUGAUCGAAGGGCUGAGCUGCUGACGAAAUGUGCUCUGAGUGGACAGACCAAAACCUGCAAGCACAGGAUCAAGUUUGGAGAUUCAUCCAACUAUUACUAUGUGUCUCCUUACUGUAGAUACAGGAUUACAUCAGUUUGUAAUUUCUUCACCUACAUCCGAUACAUCCACCAAGGACUGGUUAAACAGCAAGAUGAUGAACAGAUGUUUUGGGAAGUGAUGCAGCUCAGGAGGGAGAUGUCUUUGGCCAGGUUGGGAUUCUAUAAGGACCAGCUGUGACUGAAGGACAGCUGUGCUCUCCAAUCAGAUCUGGCCAGAAGCCCUGCCCACCACCUUGCCUCUUAUCCACUCAUCGGUCAGCCAUCGUUUCAGGAAGCCCCUGCUCCGUGUGUGGGUGUGUGUGUGAGAGCGAGAGAGAGAGAGAGACUUCAGAUCAGUCAGGGUUUGGAUAUGGAGAGAGUUGUUUUCGUCAGAUGACUGACACCAUAUCAGAUUGGGAGGGUGAUCUCAGAUAUUUUUGACUUCCACUGUAAAAUGAUUCAAGUGUUUUAUCCCAGAAUGAAACAUCUCUUUUACACCAAGUCUGAAUCCUGUUCUGACACAAGAUUUACAGCACUGAAUACUUCCUGAAAGUUCUGACACAAGAUUUACAGCACUGAAUACUUCCUGAAAGUUCUGACACAAGAUUUAUAGCGCUAAAUACUUCCUGAAAGGGAGGAAUUCCACUUGCAGUCCGCCGAACUGUUCAGUGAAAAGUCCUUUUCCCUAAUUGUUGAGGUGGGGAUGAUUGGCAGCUCCAUAGCCAAUGACAGAAGACUGUGGAGCUGCUGCCCCCUGCUGGUGACACACUCCUGAACUGCUUCCCCCUGCUGGUGACACACCCGAACUGCUGCCCCCUGCUGGUGAAACACUCCUGAACUGCUGCCCCUGCUGGUGACACAUUCCUGAACUGCUGCCCCUGCUGGUGACACAUUCCUGAACUGCUGCCCCCUGCUGUUGAACCACUCCUGACCUGCUGCCCCCUGCUGGUGACACACUCCUGAACGCCAACAUGUACACAUGCUUUUUUCACACACACGUCCCACAUGGAGAAAUUUUGGGCACUCUUUCGUCUGUAUCAGUAGCACAAACCCCCAUAAACAAGUCCUGUCUAAACAUUUAUUUAGUUGAAAAAUAGACGGAGCACCACUGAGUCCUCCUCCAAGACAGGUUCUGAAGUCUAAACCACAUCCAGGCUGAUCUGGUUCUGCUCGAGUCUGUAAACCACAUCCAGGCUGGUCUGGCUCAGCUGGCCGGUACGCUUCACAGCUCAUCCUGGUGUUUGUUCAUCGUGUUGUCUCAGCCAGGUGAAGUGCUGCAGAGUGUCAACAGGGGGCGCUAAACCAGUUUCCUGUCAGUGUAAUGCAAUGAGCGUUUAAAAGCCGAGAUGAGAAGAGGCCCAACAACCAAACAUCCCCUGUUUUAUCUGUUCUCCUUCCUUCACUGUUUCUGUGUGAACAAUCAGACAUGUUAUGCUGAAUUCAUUACUGUGAGAAUUUACCAUUUAUUAUUAUUAUUAUUAUUAUUAUUAUUGAUUUGAAUGUCUGUUAAAGCUUUAUUUGUUUAUGGUGAAUAAAUCCACUGGAGGUUCAAUCCACUA
This is a messenger RNA of Lampris incognitus (smalleye Pacific opah), 3196 nucleotides long. RefSeq names its product RAB3A interacting protein (rabin3) (gene rab3ip). Gene Ontology annotation, cellular component: Golgi to plasma membrane transport vesicle. Gene Ontology annotation, biological process: exocytosis. The transcript has 15 exons. NCBI's taxonomy places the organism in Eukaryota, Metazoa, Chordata, Actinopteri, Lampriformes, Lampridae. Gene Ontology annotation, molecular function: guanyl-nucleotide exchange factor activity. Bases 529 to 1836 code for a protein of 435 amino acids. The record is from RefSeq and is a predicted model, not a curated record.